Striga hermonthica is the source of this 1008-nucleotide messenger RNA. Lineage: Eukaryota; Viridiplantae; Streptophyta; Magnoliopsida; Lamiales; Orobanchaceae. The record is from the annotation of a GenBank genome assembly.
AUGGCAGUUCAGCUCUUGGCUUAUCAGGUGGCCGACCUCUGCCUUGGCAAGCCGCCGCUCAGCUCCCUCCCCGCCUCCUCCGCCACCGUCGCCGACGCCCUCGCCGCCCUGAAAUCCACCGGAGAGAGCUCCAUCACCCUCUGGAGCUGCGACCACGCCUCGCCGGAUAAGGAGUGCGUGUGCGUGGGGAAAAUCUGCACGGUGGACGUGAUCUGCCAUCUCCGCCGGGAGGAGAAUCUGGCCUCGCCGGCGGCGGCUCUGCAGUCUCCGGCAACCGUUUUGGUGCCGAGAGUUGAGGGGCUCGUGAGGCACGUGGACCCUUCUUCCAGCCGCAAGCAAAGAAAACAGCUCCAAAAGCCCUCACCAUCGACCCUAUCGACCAAUCACAACGACCAAGAAUUCUGCUGGCUCACUCACGAGGACUUUGUCCGGUUCCUCCUCGGCCUAAUCGGUCUAUUCUCCCCAAUCCCCACCCUUCCCAUCGAAACCCUCGGCAUAAUCAGCCACGACUACCCAGUCGUGAGCCACCACUCGCCCGCCAGCUCAGCACUCGAAACCAUCCACCGAGCUUCCAUCGACCAGACCUCGGUUGCCUUGCUCGACGAGCUCGGGUCACUCACCGGUGAGAUCUCCCCUUUUACCCUCCUGACAGCUGGCGACCUCACGGGCUCACCGGAGGAGCUCGUGCGUGCGGUGGAGGAAUGGCUGAGAGAAAGGAUGGGCUUCUUGACAGGUGGCGGCAAUUGUUGCUCGUCCGAUGAUGAGUUGGCAUCGCCAACAACGCCGGGCGGAAUGUGGGCCCGGCGGGCUUGCUCGAGCCGGAUGAUGUGGCGGGACGAGGCUACGGUUUGUGGGCCCGGGAGCUCGUUGGUGGCGGUGAUGAUACAAGCAAUUGCUCGUCGGGUGGGGUCCGUGUGGGUGGUGGAUAGGGAGUGUCGGGUGGUGGGGAUGGUGACUUUUGCUAGCAUGUUGGGGGUUUUUAGGGAUUGUUUGGAGUCUUUGGUUUGA